GACUUUUUAAAAAAACACUAUCGUCAUCACAUGCUUGAAAAAAAAUGAAAAUUUCGAAAAGUCGAAAAGUCUGUUUUUUUUUAGAAAAUGCAAAUCAGUUCAAUAUUUGAGUGACAUCUAAAAAUUACUUUUUCAAGGAAAACAUCAGCAGUGAUGAAAUUUUGACCACACUAAAAAAAAAACAUCGUAUACCUCUUGAAAUAAGGACUGCUUUUUGAAAGCUUACUCGACUAUAGUAGGUUGCUUAAAAUGGAUGUUUGAAAAAAAUAUAACUGGAAGAUUUCAAAUUCACGGACGAUUUCAUCGAACAAAUUGAAACUUUUGCCAUUUGGAGCGAGUCACUCAGUCGUUUCGUAUCUAAGCUUUGUAAUCUGUUUCAGUAAUUGUUGAUUGAUGAGUCACCGACGAUUACGAUUACGAAUACGAAAAAAGGGAAAUGGAAACCUGUCGACACUCCUCAUAUGAAAUGAACAGGCCACUAUAGGAAAACCUCGUCUUGGUUUAGAAUUUUUCUAAGUGUGCAUUCUGCAAGCUUGUUAUCACGUGCUGCCCGGUUUCUGUAAUCUUAUCACUUCUCAGUUCUCGAUGAAUUCAAAUCCGCUUGCAUCGCAGAUUUCAGUUACAUUGUAUUGUACAAGCUUCUAAUUCGGCAAUUGAGUCCAGUUUUUUUACUCAACUUAACCAUCAGUCAAGAUUCAACCAAGUCCAAGUAUUUUCUCAACUCGACUUACGAUCUAAAAUGGAUACUCGGAGAUACCUUUGGGAUUGGCAAUUCAGUGAUGAUUUUAUCGAAGAAAUUGAAACUUUUGCCAUUUGGAGUGACUGGGCUAGAUCUAGGAAUAUCCUCGUUAUCACGAAAAACAACGACGUUUAUGCAGCUGGAAAUCUCAAAAAGCGCCAUUACACGGAUAAUUUAUCAUCUACAGACCUGAAAAAACCGGCGAAGCUUUCUAUGUUAUGUGGAAAACGAAUUAAAAAAUUUGUACUCGGGACCCGUCUGGUUUUCAUUUGUACUGAAGAAGGCGAAGUUUUUGGUUAUGGAAAUUAUUACGAUAAAAAGUAUGCGUCUGUUUCACCUCAAAAAGUAUCCGCACUGGAGGGAUUGUGUGUCGUAGAUAUCGCCAUUGGAUCAUUCAACAGACAUAUGGCUUUAUGUGAUGAUGGAAAAAUUUACAAAUUUGAAUUUACUGACGAAUCGUCCAAAUAUUUGCAUUUGAUUGACACCAGCGCAGUGGAUGCGAAACCAUUGAAUAUAGUCCACAUGACCGUAAACUGUUUUAUGGCAUUAUUAGAGAAUGGAAAGGUGGUAAAGGUAGUGAUCGGUAACAAGGAUUUUCCAUAUCUAUUUGGUACUACCGCUACCGAUGAGAAAGAUUGCGACAAAGUAGCGGUUUUUGACAACUGUAUCAAUCACGGUAAAAUUGAAAAACUCAUUGAUGGAGGUUCGCAAGUGUAUGCUCUGGGCGAAGAUGGUCGUUUAUUUAUGAUUGAAAAAGGUUAUUCUCGAUGGCCGAGUGAAGUAUCUUCCGUGCAGUUUGAACCCCAUUCAUUUUUCAUCGAAAAAAUUGUUGAUGUUGCGGUCGACAAUGUGGCAUCUCUUACAGCUGUGUUGAGUGAAAAUGGUAAAGUAUACAUGUGGGGCGUAGGCCGAGGUGAAAACAUUCAGGGACAGGAACCUCAGCUUACGCCAUAUGAAUCGCUUCAUGAAGUCUUCUUUCAUUACUCAAUGCCGUUAGUGACUUACAAACCAAUACAUGUCAACGAAUUGUCAGUUGUAACUCAUCACCCUCAGAUCAGAAGGAUUGAAUGUAUAACAGAUUCGUUCAAAAAAGCAUUUGAGGAUCCGAAAUACCAUGACUUAUCCAUCAUGGUGGAAGAUGAAGCGAUUCCUGUCCAUAAGUCAGUAUUGGCCAUACGAUGUGAACAUUUCGCGGAAUUAUUUGAGAAAGAGUGGCCGAUUGAAAAACCAAGUGUUCUAGAAAUCGAAAGCAGUAAUGUUACAGUCUGCAAAGCUUUCCUCAAAUACUUGUAUACAGAUCUAUUCUACUAUUCAUUAUCCUUCAGUGACACUAUAGAAUUACUCAAUUUGGCAAAUAAAUACAACGUAAAACUACUAGCCGAACGUUGUGUAUCGUCGUUACAGUCCAAUAUUACCUUUGAAAACGCCACAUUUUUGUACGAACGUGUAAUUGCGAUGAGUAAAGUGACUAAAAUGAAUGAUGUUUUUGAUCAGUUGGAGGAAUCCUGCGUGAAAUUUUGUACAGAUAAUUUCAACGAAAUCGGCGCAUCGAACGAAUUUGCCAAGUUGACUGCAGAAAUAGCUAAACAAUUGAUCAUACAAGUUUGCGGACGUAGAUUAAAGAAUGUGAACAUAAAUAAUUAACGAAUGUGAUAAAUAAUGAUUAUUGUUAAUUAAGGUGCCAUGCCAUGUGCGUUGGUGUUUUGUUUUGCGCUUACCUAUCUGCUGUUUAAUCUAAUAAGUGUUUUUGUUAUAAUCCAUUUUUGUUUGAUCUGAAUUUUUUUACGUUGAAUUAUGCAUAUAAAAUGUUUAUUUUCAUAU
This is a messenger RNA of Planococcus citri (citrus mealybug), 2560 nucleotides long. RefSeq names its product RCC1 and BTB domain-containing protein 1-like. The transcript has 11 exons. Bases 740 to 2383 code for a protein of 547 amino acids. The record is from RefSeq and is a predicted model, not a curated record. Lineage: Eukaryota; Metazoa; Arthropoda; Insecta; Hemiptera; Pseudococcidae. Gene Ontology annotation, molecular function: protein binding.